GGAGGUCGGGGUCGCCGUCGUGCCUCCCGCACCUCCCCUCCCCGCGGAGCCGCUUCCCCCGCCCCGCAGCUGCUGGCGAAGGGCGGGCUGAGGCGGCGCUGGGUGCGCAGACGCCGGCAGGACUGCGUGACGAGGGCCUGGAGGCUGCGCGAGCCUCGAGGCGUUCGAACCUGUGCGUUUGAGGUCUUCUUCAAGCAUAAACAGGAAACAGCUUCGUCUCCCGAGAUGUCAGUGUCAACAUAGGAAAUGGCAUUUUUUACAUGGAGAGGGCUGCUGGUUGGGUAUCCUGAUGUGCUACUUGCUGUCUUACUGGAGCAUGGUGGAGCUUGCAUGAUCACAUCUUGCCUGAGGUCUUCUCAGAAACUAUGUCAUGAGGUUGUCUUGCUGAGCAAAACUGUUACUUGAUGCCUGUUUAUAGAAGAGAGUCAAAAGACUUUGUGACAGCACUUCACAGGGAGCUGUGUGGGAACUGUAGGUGUUCCUGGCACCAACAUCAUGGUAGAUGUGGCAGAGAAGGAGAUGGAUAACCCCACCUUUCAGUGUGACACUGUGCUCUCUGAUGUUCACUUACACUGUCCAAACACAAGACAUCUCAUGGUACGACUGAAUGCAGUUGGACAACCAGUAUUCCUGUCACAUUUCAAACUCCUCUGGAACACAGAAGUUUCAGCAUCUGAGAAACAUGUGAGAGAAGCUGCAACAGAAAAAGAACACCAGUGCAGAAUUGGAGAUGAACUAUGUGACAAGGACAGGAAUAAUCCAAACAAAGAAAGAGAGUUAAAUAGUGGAGGGGUAGAAGCUCUGCUAGAUGAUGAUGGAGACUUGGAAGUGGUCAGAAGACCUCGAAGUGCCUCUGAUUUAGAAGGAGAGGAUCUGCUGAGGGAUAGAGUGUAUCCAGUAAUUCUGAUGAAAGGGAAAGAAGAUGCUUUUGAAGAUGAGGAACAAGAAUGCACUUGUGGUGAUGUUGUUAAAAUAGAACAUACUAUGGCAACCCCCUUAGAAGACGUUGGUAAACAAGUCUGGCGUGCAGCCUUUCUCCUUGCUGAUUACAUUCUGUUUAAACGAGACACAUUCAGGUGUUGCUCAGUGCUAGAGCUUGGAGGUGGCACUGGAAUGACAAGCAUCAUCAUGGGAACAGUUGCCAAGAGAGUUUAUUGCACAGAUGUUGGUGAAGAUCUUCUGAGCAUGUGUGAGCAAAAUGUUGCAUUAAACAAGCACCUGAAAGAGCCAGGAAGAGGGGAAAUUAAAGUAAAAGAACUGGACUGGCUGAAAGAUGAGUUCUGCACUGAUCCCAAAGCCCCUUAUAGCUGGUCUGAAGAAGAGAUUGCUGACUUGCAUGACCAUUGCACUGUGAUAAUGGCAGCUGAUGUGUUCUAUGAUGAUGACCUGACAGAUGCCUUGUUCAGAACCCUUUAUAGAAUCACACACAACUUGAGACAUUCUUGCACAGUUUACCUAGCAUUGGAAAAGAGGCUGAACUUCACUUUAAGACAUAUGGAUGUUACAUGUGAAGCCUACAGUCAUUUCAGAGAGAACCUAAAUGAUUUGGAGAAUCUCCAGGACAGAAAAAUGAAAUAUACUGUGGAGCCCAUUAAGCUUGAUUUCUGCCAGUUUCUUGUUUAUGAGCGAAUUGAGCAGUUGGAAUUGUGGAAGAUCAUUGCUGAACAGCUAAGAUGACAGGGAUGUGAGAAAAGAGAAGAUCUUUAUCUAAGGAUAAAGGAUUUUUUUUUAAGUUUUGUUUAAAAAAAAAAAAGGAUUUUCAUCCCAAGAAAAGCAUUUUCCUGAUGGAACCCUGUUCUCAGAAAGUAUUGCUAAAGCAGGUUUGCUUUACUUCAGUAAGUUUUGGGUUUGGGACAACAGGCUUGCUUUGUUUCUUUUACAAAAUUGUUUAACCUUGAUCUUCAGAGUAUGUGCUGGAUGGCAAACAGUGGCAGUGACAAAGUGAGUUGCUCUUUGGGACUGAUGACAGGUUUUAGUCUGACAAAGAGGUAUUUCACCUUUUCCAUGUGGCUACUUGCAGGUGUCACACAUUUUCCUUUUCAGUUUUCUGAACAUGAACACUGUUCUUGGUCUCAUCCCAAUUCCACAUGAUUUGUAUUUAUGGACAUUUGUGAAACAAUGCUCUGGUCAAGACCUGUUUGACUUUCAUGGACUUUUCUUUAAGCAAUCUGUUUAUGAAACUUAGUCCUUAAUUUUCAGUUUGUCCCAUCUAAAUAAUUCUGGUUUAGAGCUACUGUCUGAACUGAAAGCAGAAAAGAUGCAUUUUGUUUGACCCUCUAAAAGUGCUUUAUGGAAGUCUUGGGGCUAUGUUGUCCCACUGGAACUUUAAGGUAUUCUGCCCUUGCCAGGCUGAGGGUGGGAAGGUACCAUGUGACAUGAUAUGCUGAGGCCCUAUGUAUGUUUGAAUUCUGUGCUCAACAUGCCUCUAUGAGGCUGGGGAGAAGGAGGUGACCAGGAAUGUAUUGCUUAUAGAAAUGGGGCCUUUGGUAACUUGGCUUUUAGAUUAAAGUGUGAUGUAUAUUGAUCAAAUCCCUCCUGUGUUAUUAAUAAAACAAAAAAACUGCUUGAACCUUCA
Messenger RNA from Apus apus (common swift), 2575 nucleotides. It is a transcript of the gene METTL22, whose product is annotated as methyltransferase 22, Kin17 lysine. The transcript has 11 exons. Lineage: Eukaryota; Metazoa; Chordata; Aves; Apodiformes; Apodidae. The record is from RefSeq and is a predicted model, not a curated record. Gene Ontology annotation, molecular function: protein methyltransferase activity. Bases 496 to 1677 code for a protein of 393 amino acids. Gene Ontology annotation, biological process: protein methylation. Gene Ontology annotation, cellular component: nucleus.